CUAUCACACCAAUCUACUACCAUCAAACACUAUCACAAUAACUGAACUGUCUCUGUAUGUCCUCAUUCUCGAUUCUCUCUCCUCUCAUCCUACGGAAACUUCUUGGUUCCUUCCUCCGCAAAUGUAUAAAUUACAAUAUAUAAACACACAGAGAGAGAAGGGCAGAAAGAGAAGGAGGGAUGGUAAUUGUGGAGCCGAACACGUGCAUUCGAGGUUGCUGCCGCAGCGAAUCGAUUCCUCUUCAUCUCCCACCUUCUUCUUACUCUCUCUCAUCCCCAAUCGCUCGAGGGGCAGAAAGUGUUGUUUAUGAAGCGACUUUGGAUGGGAAAAAGGUUGCUGUGAAAAAACCCAUUCUGUCCACCUCUGAAGACAUUGAUAGAUUCCACAAGGAAUUGCAAUUAUUAUGCAAUCUAGAUCAUCCUGGAAUAGCCACACUAGUGGCCGCACAUGCAAAGCCGCCAAAUUACAUGUUUUUCUUUAAGUUCUAUGAAUCUGGCAACCUAGCGGAGAAGCUACAUGUUCAAGAGUGGAGGGCCAGUAUCGAUCAGUCACUCACCAUCAUUGUCCAGCUUGCAAAAGCUCUGCAAUUUCUGCAUAACCUUGGGAUUGUACAUAGGGAUGUCAAACCAGCGAAUAUUCUUCUUGAUGAAAAUCUUUGUCCACAUCUAGCAGACUUUGGUUUGGCAGAAUACAAGAAAGAUCUUAAACAAAUUUCUUAUGAGAAUUGGAGAUCAUCUGGCAAACCGACUGGUGGUUUCCAUAAAAAGAAUAUGGUUGGCACACUCCUCUAUAUGGCACCUGAAAUAUUAAGGAAGGAGAUACAUACUGAAAAAUCAGAUGUCUUCAGUUUUGGAGUAUUAAUCAAUGAACUUCUUACUGGAGUUGUCCCAUACACUGAUCUUCGUGCAGAAGCACAGGCCCACACUGUGCUGGAAAUGAACUAUACUGAACAACAACUCACAGCUGCUGUGGUAUCUGAAGGACUGCGGCCAAUUCUUUGCAGUUUUGACUCAGGUGCUCCAGCAGGGUUACUGUCCUUGAUACAGAGAUGUUGGGAUGCCUAUCCCGAAAAAAGGCCAUCUUUUGGUGAUAUAGUUUUGGAACUUGAUCCCAUUUUGGAACACAGGAAGAGAGUAAAACAAGAGGAAAAUGCACUUGCUGAACCUUCUAUCUCUCCUCAUGAUCGGGACAUCACAAAUCAUCGAGUUUAUCAAGAGAGUAUUAACUGGUUUGCCAAGGGUGCACACUUCUCAAGGAGAGCUUCUCUUGGAGCUGAUUCUGGAAUGAGAACCUGGCUUAACUCUUCAAAUGAUCCUUUGGCAUACUAUCCAGCACUGUCAUGGGGAUCCUUUGCUACUUGCGGCAGAAGGGAGACUAUGGAGGAUACACACUUUCUUAUGCCCCAUCUAUGCAAUGAAAAGGAUAUCCAUGUGUUUGGAAUCUUUGAUGGCCAUCGAGGUUCUGCAGCUGCUGAGUUUUCAGCUUGUGCUCUACCAGGAUUUUUGCAAACUCUGGGUUCCACGAGAAGUCCUUCUGAUGCAUUACUAGAAGCAUUCAUUAAGACAGAUGUUGCAUUUAGGGAUGAACUGGAUUUCCAUCGUAAAUCUAGAGAAAUUAUUCAGAAAGACUGGCACCCUGGUUGCACUGCGGUUGUGGCUCUUAUAAUUGGAAAUAAGCUUCUUGUUGCUAAUGCUGGUGAUUGUAGGACAAUCGUAUGUCGAACUGGUGGUCCUUGUGCUCUAAGUAAGGAUCAUGUUGCAAGUUGUCUUGAGGAAAGAGAACGUGUUAUCAAAGCAGGGGGACAAGUCAAGUGGCAAGUUGAUACAUGGAGGGUUGGUGCUGCUGCUCUCCAGGUUACACGCUCCAUUGGGGAUGAUGAUCUAAAGCCUGCUGUAACUGCUGAACCUGAGAUAACUGAAACCAUAUUGUCUUUGGAGGAUGAGUACCUUGUAAUUGCUAGUGAUGGCCUCUGGGAUGUUAUGGACAAUGCAGAGGUCGUGAGCAUAAUCAAGGACACCGUGAAAGAGCCUGGAAUGUGCUCGAAGAGAUUGGCAACUGAAGCUGCUGAACGUGGCAGCAAAGAUAACAUAACUGUUAUUGUUGUCUUUCUGCGCCCAGUCUCUACAGCAGAGAGGAUUUACUAGGUUCAUGGUCAUUCUCUCUAUACUUGCAGGGAGUGGUGAAUAUUUGGUCGUGGUGAAGGUACACCGCUUCAUGUGGAGUGUUUGUUAUAGUAUUACUGUUAGUUGGGAAGUUCAGCCUUAUGUUGUAGAAUUGAUAUAUUUGAAACAUGUAUUAGCAUUCAAUACAUCGAACUUCAAAGUUAAUGUUACGUUUUACCCUGAUGGUGAACUCAAAGUUCAGUUGAGUUCACACAUCACCCCUUUGACAUUACAAAAUCUAACCAAGAAAUGUUAUCAUUUUUUAGUGUUUCUGAAAGAGAAGUACUGUAGUAUUCAGAAAUAAACAAAUAAAAGUAUUUGAGACCUGAAUAGCGAA
Cornus florida is the source of this 2499-nucleotide messenger RNA. Its product is annotated as protein kinase and PP2C-like domain-containing protein. Gene Ontology annotation, molecular function: ATP binding; protein kinase activity. Gene Ontology annotation, biological process: protein phosphorylation. The record is from RefSeq and is a predicted model, not a curated record. NCBI's taxonomy places the organism in Eukaryota, Viridiplantae, Streptophyta, Magnoliopsida, Cornales, Cornaceae. The transcript is spliced from 12 exons. The coding region runs from base 180 to 2144 and encodes 654 amino acids.